AUGUUUAAGGGGUUGCGGGUCAAAACCUGCAGCGAGCUGGAGGACCUGCAGCGCAAAGCCAAGGAGGAUACCUCGGCAGACUCCGCGCUGGAGAAGCAGCGUGCUGCGCAAAGCAAAGUUGCGCAGGUGAUGGUGAAAUCCUUGGACGAGGGAAGCACCGAGCGCCUUCUCUUCCUCCGCUGGCACCGCCUGGCCUUCAAGGAGAGGCGCCGGAAAGAGAUCGUCCUGUUUCGUCAGGAGUCAGAGGCCAGGCUGGAGGCACGGCGGCGUCAACAGAACCAGGCCGAACUGACCACCGCAAGGUACCGUGAGCAUGCCUUUGCCUCGUUCACCGCAGCGGGAUCCGUGGGAUCGCCAAGCUGGCUGCGGCUCUUCCUGUGGGAUUGGAGGCGAGCCGUCACGUCUUCCACAUCUAAGCGAAUCCUUCGCGUGUGGCGCAUCAUAGCUUCAAUGGAGAUCUUCAAAUGCAAGCGCUGGUUGUUGGAGUUCUGCGUUCAAGUCUGGGCUGCUCUCACUUGUGGUUCUUCGCUACAGGCAAUGAACUCGGAAUGGUUCCGGAAACGACAGCACGUUCGCAAGAAGGAGCAACUUCAAGAAAGUCUUUGGGCACGGUUGGCAGCAGGCCAUGCUCAGUGCUUGCUUCACGAUACUUUCUCUGCAUGGCGGAGGUCACAUCAAGCUGAACAAGUCAGAGACGAGGUUAAACUGGUCUGCGAGCAGUGGAAUGACGAGGAACAGGCGGCGCGGCGGCACCAGCAACGGAUCACAUGGCAACUCUCGUGUCUAAGGUCGUGGGGAUAUCUGUCCAUGACAACCUUGCAAAAUUUCGAGGAUCUGCGGGAUGCUUUUCUGGCGUGGGCACAGGAAAUCCGCUUCGCAAAAGCCGAGGCUACCCUGGAGGUCUCGUGCAGUGAAGUGCAAAAUGGACCAGAUGCCCAACGGAGAUUGGAAUCGCUUGUGCGCGACAGUUGGAUUGAGAGGAGCUUGUAUGCGAAUUCUCGCCAGCGACGAAAUGGUCACAUGGCUCUUGUGUGGUUCGCGUGGAAGGCAGCUGCACAGGAGACACGAGUGGCCCGCAAGCGUGAGCGCAGAAAGAAACGUGCUCAUGUGAUCGAGCAGCAGCGAACUUCGGAGUGGCAGAAAUGCACCAAGCGCUUGGUGCUAGACAGCUGGCAAAUGGUCCUGUGUACCAAUAGGCGUUUGUGGCUUGAGAAUCGACGUCGAUGGCUGCAGUCGUCGUUAGAGGUCCUUCGACCGGAAAGCGCUGAAGCCAACGAGGCCGAUCUGCGAGCGCUUCAGUCAAGUCUUCAAUCGGACUUUCCCUCCAGUUUGCAGAGGCUGACCUUUGGGAAUCCGAGAUCAGAAGAAAAUCUUCUUCGUGGCUGA
Symbiodinium sp. CCMP2592 is the source of this 1386-nucleotide messenger RNA. The record is from the annotation of a GenBank genome assembly. NCBI's taxonomy places the organism in Eukaryota, Dinophyceae, Suessiales, Symbiodiniaceae.